GGAACGACGACGCUGGAGGACUAUGAUCUGGGCGUAAAGCUCGGAGAGGGGACAUUUGGAGUCGUGACCAAGGCGACAGAGAAGGUUGGUGGGGCGGUUGUUGCGCUCAAGAAGCUGAUCACGCACAAUGUGCGAGACGGAGUCUCGGUCACUACUGUGCGCGAAAUCAAGAUCAUCAAGGCGCUGGAGCAUGAGAAUGUGGUUCCUAUCCGCGCUAUGGUUGUUGACCGAAAACACCCGAAUGACAAGAGCGAGCGAGGCACCGUCUUUAUGGUCUUCCCAUACAUGGACCACGAUCUCUGCGGACUGCUCGCGAAUCGCAACUUUACACCUACCCAGGCUAUCUGCAAGACCCUCAUGCAGCAACUCCUAGACGGUCUUGCCUAUAUCCACGGGCAAAACAUCAUCCAUCGCGAUAUCAAGACGGCCAAUAUCCUCGUCGACCGUUCUGGGCAAGUCAUGAUUGCCGACUUUGGUCUCGCCCGCACCUGGACGCCGAAAGAAAUCAUGCCGCCUCAUAUGCAGAACGAGUAUACGAAUAUGGUAGUCACGCGAUGGUAUCGCGCCCCAGAGCUGUUAUUGGGGAAGACUAAGUACGGUCCGGAGAUUGAUAUGUGGUCUACGGGAUGCAUCCUCGGCGAGAUCUACCAUCGUCGUCCCAUCAUCUGCGGCGAAACGGACCGAGAUCAAUUGAGCAGGAUCAUCUCGCGCUGCGGACCGAUCGACGACGAGACCUUUCCGGGCUGGGCGGAUCUGCCGGGUUUCCCCGAUGCCAAAAACUUCCCGUGGGCGUCGACACUGCUGGAGGAUUUUAUCACCGAUCAGGCGCAGAAGGAGUGGGGGUGCGUUGCAUUCCUCGUCACGUGUGUGGAGCGCGUCGCUGAUCAGAAUAGUAUGACCGCGAUCUCGGCCGACCUGAUGGGAAGCCUACUGAGCUUGGACCCGGCGAAGCGGCCCACUGCCGUCCAGGCGCUCGAGCAUCGCUGGUUCUGGGUGGCUCCUUUGCCCGCAGAGAGGAAAGAGUGA
Messenger RNA from Dioszegia hungarica, 1026 nucleotides. Its product is annotated as kinase-like domain-containing protein. Lineage: Eukaryota; Fungi; Basidiomycota; Tremellomycetes; Tremellales; Bulleribasidiaceae. The transcript has 5 exons. Gene Ontology annotation, molecular function: cyclin-dependent protein serine/threonine kinase activity; ATP binding. The record is from RefSeq and is a predicted model, not a curated record. The annotation marks the transcript as partial. Gene Ontology annotation, cellular component: nucleus. Gene Ontology annotation, biological process: protein phosphorylation.